This is a messenger RNA of Acomys russatus (golden spiny mouse), 1282 nucleotides long. RefSeq names its product solute carrier family 39 member 1 (gene Slc39a1). Gene Ontology annotation, molecular function: zinc ion transmembrane transporter activity. Gene Ontology annotation, cellular component: plasma membrane. NCBI's taxonomy places the organism in Eukaryota, Metazoa, Chordata, Mammalia, Rodentia, Muridae. Gene Ontology annotation, biological process: zinc ion transmembrane transport. The record is from RefSeq and is a predicted model, not a curated record.
AUGGUGCCCUGGGGGGAGCCAGAGCUCCUGGUGUGGCGCCCAGAAGCGGUAGCUUCGGAGCCCUCGGUGCCGGCGGUGUUGGAGGUGAAGCUGGGGGCCCUGGUGCUGCUGCUCCUGCUGACGCUGCUCUGCAGCCUGGUGCCUAUCUGUGUGCUGCGAAGGCCAGGCACUAACCACGAAGCCUCGGCCUCCAGCCAGAAAGCCCUGAGCCUAGUAAGCUGCUUUGCGGGAGGAGUCUUUUUGGCGACUUGUCUUCUGGACCUGCUGCCUGACUACCUGGCUGCCAUAGAUGAGGCCUUGGAGGCCUUGCAUGUGACGCUUCAGUUCCCCCUGGAGGAGUUCAUCCUGGCCAUGGGUUUCUUCCUGGUGUUGGUGAUGGAGCAGAUCACACUGGCGUACAAGGAGCAGUCCAGCCCACCACAUCCGGAAGAGACGAGGGCUCUGCUGGGAACAGUGAACGGGGGGCCUCAACGUUGGCGUGAUGGGCCAGAGGUCCCCCAGGCCAGCGGAACUCCGGCUGCUCCCUCGGCGCUGCGUGCCUGUGUGCUGGUGUUCUCCUUAGCCUUGCACUCGGUGUUCGAGGGCCUGGCUGUAGGUUUGCAGCGGGACAGGGCUCGGGCAAUGGAGCUGUGCCUGGCUUUGCUGCUGCACAAGGGUAUCCUGGCAGUCAGCCUGUCCCUGCGGCUGCUACAGAGCCACCUACGGGUGCAGGUGGUGGCCGGCUGCGGGAUCCUCUUCUCUUGUAUGACACCUCUGGGCAUCGGGCUGGGUGCCGCUCUGGCAGAGUCUGCUGGGCCUCUGCACCAGCUGGCCCAGUCUGUGCUGGAGGGAAUGGCAGCUGGCACCUUCCUCUAUAUCACCUUCCUGGAAAUCCUACCCCAGGAGCUAGCCACCUCUGAGCAGAGGAUCCUCAAGGUCAUUCUGCUCCUAGCAGGCUUUGCCCUGCUCACUGGCCUGCUCUUUGUCCAGAUCUGAGGUGCUUCCAGACAAAAGGCAAGGGGGUGCUGGGUGUCAGGUGCCCCUGUCCUCCCUGCCCUCUGCUUGGGACAAAUAGGAAGAAAUGGAGAAAGGAAGUAGUGAGAACCAGAAAGUUCUCUGGGACAUAGGGAAGUAGGCAGAGAAGAGGCUAGCCCAGGCCCAGAGAACAGGAGAUAGCCAAGUCACUUGGGACAUUAAGAAGGAGACAGUUGAGCCGGGUAUGGUGGCGCAUGCCUAUAAUCCUAGUACUCGGGAGGCAGAGGCAGUGGCAGGCAGAUAUCUGAGUUCAAGGCCAGCCUGGUCU